AACAAUUCUAGCUGAGCCGGACCGGUUCUCGCCGCGAAUUUGAUUUGCACGAGCAAAAAAUGGAUUUAUAUAGAUUUAUUUUGUGCAAAAUUUAGUUUAGAGAUCUUAAAGAUUAGUCAUUAUUUUAAUAAAGAAAGUGAUAAAUAAUAAAAAUGGCUGCGGUCAAUAAAAGUUACGAUAGUACUGGAGAUGUGGAUAUAGAAUUGAGUGAUUUUAAAAGAGAGAAGAUUAUGAAAACAGUUUAUGAUUACGAAGAGGCUUUGGAUCUUACAGGUCAUGGUAAAUAUAAUAUGGGCUUGCUGAUAGCCUGUUUCGUCCUGAUAACAGCAAUGGGCAUAGACAUCUACGGAGUGGGGAUCAUAGUCACCGCAGCGACUUGCGACCUGCGCAUGAGUUUGGAGGACAUCGGGGUGCUCUCGUCUAUGCCGUUUGCGGGUAUUAUAGUGAUGUCAUACCCCUGGGGUUACUUGUCGGACACUCGAGGUAGAAAACUGGCCCUCGCGUGGGGUAUGGGGGGCAGUUUUGUGGCCGCUCUGCUUAGUAGCCUGGCACCAAAUUGGCAGACCCUGGCUGCCCUCAGAUUCGUCAGCUCCGCUAUGAGCAGUGUGGCCGAGUCAGCCACUUACGCGCUUCUUGGCGAAUGCUGUACAUCAAGAGUGAGGGCCAGAUACAUGUUGCUGGUCACCAGUGCCUUGAUGAUCACUCCGACUAUCUACUAUAUUUGGGCUUACCUCAUCAUGAAGUUGGACUUCUCAGUGCCGUUCCUAUUCGUGGAGUUGCGACCUUGGCGUCUCCUGACCUUGAUCAUGGCAUUACCUUUAGGCCUUGGUGCCGUUAUGCUGUACUUCUUCAGCGAGAGUCCAAAAUUCUUGGCCAACGUGGGCAGGAAUAAGGAAGCUGUGGAGGUUUUGGAGAAAAUGUUCGUGAAGAAUGGAGGGAAAGGCGACUUUACUGUAAAAGAGUUAUUUCUAGAUGAUGACAUGAAGGAAGAAGUUGGGAACUUCUCACUUCAUUCUCUGUACAUACAAAUUGCGCCUCUAUUCAAGCCGCCACUGCUGGGGAGGACCUUCAUAUUGUACUACUUGACCUUCGUCGUUUACAUAGCCAACAACAGCUUCGCGAUAAUCCUGCCAACGAUAUUCAACGUGUUCUUCACAUCGUACGCGACCAGCGCCGCAGACGCAGGUUUCUGUGACCUCUUUGCCAUCGGUGACACUACCGUUGUGGACGAAGUAGCCCAGGAAGUCCCUGUCUGCAAGAACACGAUCAAUGACUUCACGAUCCUGGCGGGCUGCGUGCACGGCCUCUCCUUCUUUAUCCUCAAUGCCGUCAUCUCCCACUGCGCCACCAGGAGAAAGGCGCUGACCAUAGCGAUCCUGACGAUUGCUGCCAUAGCCUCCUUGGCAGUGAACAAUAUCAACCAACCCAUCGCCGGCCUGGUCCUAUUCUACGUGUACCUUACCACGGCUAUGGUCUUCGGGGUGGUGUCUUCAUACUUCGUCGAUCUAUUUCCUACGUCAUACAGAGGCAUGGUGGCCUGUUUAGGCCUGAUGGUGGGGCGGCUCAGUGCUUUCUCCGGGACAAAUGUGGUCAGCCGGUCCAUGUCUGACCACUGUCCGGCGACAAUGUACGGGGCAGCCGCGCUGGUCUUCAGCGGAGUCAUCGCAGCGUCAUUUUUACCUUCAGAUAUCAUCAAAACAAGUUGACAAUAGUUUAACAUGUACAAUAAUGUAAAGUUUAAGUACUUAGAUAAUAU
Amyelois transitella is the source of this 1756-nucleotide messenger RNA. Its product is annotated as synaptic vesicle 2-related protein. Gene Ontology annotation, biological process: transmembrane transport. The record is from RefSeq and is a predicted model, not a curated record. NCBI's taxonomy places the organism in Eukaryota, Metazoa, Arthropoda, Insecta, Lepidoptera, Pyralidae. Gene Ontology annotation, molecular function: transmembrane transporter activity. The coding region runs from base 153 to 1706 and encodes 517 amino acids. The transcript has 11 exons.